Naumovozyma castellii is the source of this 2301-nucleotide messenger RNA. RefSeq lists its product as uncharacterized. Lineage: Eukaryota; Fungi; Ascomycota; Saccharomycetes; Saccharomycetales; Saccharomycetaceae. Bases 1 to 2301 code for a protein of 766 amino acids. The transcript has a single exon. The record is from RefSeq and is a predicted model, not a curated record.
AUGACGGAGACCAAGACGCAUUUUGUUAAGCAUAUCUCCUUCGAUGACCUGUCACCAUCACUAGUUGAUGAUCAGGCCCGUGAAUUGAAAAGUAAUAACCACCAUAUAAGUUUCAACAACCAUUUCUUGCAUAUUCCACCUCAGUACAAUCCUUUAUAUGCAUCUAAGGAUAAUAUUGCAGAGACAUCAGUACCUUCUAAGGAUGCAUUAUCUCAUAUUCGACCGGCAUUACAAGGCCCUGGUUCCAUGUUCAAAAUUCAGUCGCAGCAAGUGGUGCCCCAGACAAUACAUACAAAGAAGGAGAAUCCAUUUGGUGCAAGUUCGUGGAGCUUAGAUCCUCAGAAGGAGGCAAUGUACAGGAGCAGAAGUGAGUCACCUAUGCAGGCUAGAAGGAAACAACUUGCAUCGGGUACCAUUGCUAAAUUGCCGCCACCACCUGAGAAAUCUGUAUUGAAGAAAGUUCAAAGAAGAAGAAGUUUCAGCGAUAUUGAAGAUAUUGAUCUAGACAAAUUGGAUCUUGAAAUGGAGAAGAAGAUGGUUCAAGUGACUCAGAAUAACACAGCAAAAAACUCUGGUUCAAGAAAGGGUUACACUCAGGAUUUAUUUGCCAACUUAAACGAAGUCGAAGAUAGAAUUGGUAAUAAGAGGAAAAAUAUUCCUCCAGAGAAGAAAAGGGCAAAAUCUUUUGCAGGCAUGACAGAUGCAGAAUUAGCUCAAUUAGAAGAGUUUUAUAUUUCCAAGGGAAGAUCCGCCACUUCUGCCAUGGAAAAAUAUGAUUUUGGUGAACAAGCCCCCAGUAACCAAUUCAAUGAUUAUAAGACUGAUUCUGCUAAUAUUCCAAUUGUUAAUAAGGCUGUAUAUGAUUCAUUGACAUUGACGUAUCCAUCAAGACCAUCAAUUACGUAUAGAGCAAUAUCAAUGACUAUGGAGAACCCAGAAUUCGAUACAUUUGUCACUAAGACUAAAGAACGUCUUCAUAGUAAAGAAAAGGAGGCCAUAACUGCGUUAAGAACAGUAAGUUGUUAUAUAUCAGGUAGAAGGUUCACAUGGGCCACUGUGGAUUGGUACAUUGAAAACAUUGCCAAAGAUGGGGAUCAUGUAAUUAUCAUGACAUGUAUUCCUGAAUUUGAAACGCUGGUAGAAAAGGCUAAUUACCAAGCAUUCAGAGAUCGAUUAAAUUCUGAUGGUACGAGUCCCUCCAUAUCUCGGAGUUCUAAGGAUUCCUCCUUUAACAAGGAUGGGUACGAAAGUAAAAUAUCUGAAGGCCUUUAUAUAGAGGCUAUUUAUCAGGAGGCAAGGACUAAGUGUCGUCAAAUAUUAAAUUACUAUGCAAAACGAUUAGAAAACAAGAAAGUCAAAAUAACUAUAGAAAUGGUGAAAGACAAUUCUAGUAAGAGAGCGGUGAAUGCAAUUGAAGCAUUAUAUAGACCCAAUCUUCAAUUGUUUAGUACUGUUAGUACCAAUAUUCAAAUUAAAUUUAGAAAUGGUAACGUUAAAUUCCCAUUCUUUAUCAUGAAGCAUUUUUUUAUUCCAGUGUUUAUUGUUCCCUUUGAAUUUCUUAACCCCAACUUGUUGAUGGAUCCAUCUGAAAAAUAUGAAUUACAUGAAGAAUGUACCAAGAUUGAUGAUCGUUUGAAGUGGUUGGAUACUACCAUCAAGCGCACUUUAAAGAAUCCGUAUAUUAUCCGUCAUGAAGAGACACAUGCUCCAAAUACAGAUGAUGAAGAAAGCGAUGAAGAUGACAGGUCAGUAGCUUCUAUAACAGAAUACUUUCCAGUUUCCAAAGAACAGCAACGUAAGAUUGAUUCGUUCGAGAGGUUGGGAUAUGUUAGGCCAUUACCAUCAAGGGUAAUAUUAUUACAGCACAGUGGUUUAAUAUUUGAUAAGGAUGGUAAGAAGAUAACACAGACGAGCUCAAGAGGGUCAAGACGUAGUUCAAGAAUUCAAUUCCAUGACUCUAAUGGUAUCUACCAAGUAAAAUCGUUAAUUGAUAACACAUAUUCAACACAAAGCAGUAAUGGAACGCCCCUUACGCCAAGGUCGGGAUCUGAAAUCAGGAAGACAAAGUCAUCCGUUCCAAGUGGGAUCAAACAUAGUAACCACUCAAGGAUACCAAAAACACAUUCACAUCACACUCAUCUGAAGAAAGUAAAAAGUGCGGAAGAUCGCAAGAAGGAAAGGGAUAAAUUAAAGGUUAAGAAAAGCAAUAAUAAUGUUAAUACAUCUGAUAGCAGUGAUGAAAAGAAAAAAUCCAAGAAGUCAUUCGGUUCUAUGUUUAAGAAAGUUUUCAGCUCCAAGUAG